UUCAAAAUUCCUGAGGAGGGAAAGUGUAGGAAGAGAGUCUCCACCCUCCGUGCCUCAGCGUGCCCAGUGGCUCUGCCCCAGGGAGCCGAGGCCCAUCUGAUGCAAAGCUGAAUCUGCAUUCGCAUUUCACUGGGGAGUCUUUUGGCUGGGGCAGUGGAAGGACCUGCUUGGCUGGAACGGUUUUUUUCCCUCCCAGGCGACGUCCGAUGGGUGUGUCAGGCAGGAGGUGAUAUUUGCCUGGGCUGGCGCAGGCGAGCCGCUGCGGAGCCAAGGGCACCAGGCAUUGGGCUCGAGAUGGCCUCCCCGGACCGGCCGCCUGCCACCAGCUAUGCCCCACCUGAAGUGCCCCUGGGGGUCGUGCUGUUCUUCACCAUCCCCUACGCCUUCUUCUUGCCCGAGCUGCUGAAUGUCUACCCAGGAGUGGAAUAUUAGAUUACCAGUUUAUCCUGAAAAGAAAGAACUAACUCAAGAACAGCCAGAUGGAAGAGAUGCACAGGGCCAGAUAUUUGGGUGCUGGGUGUGGAUCCUGGUAGCUGCCACCCAGGUAGCAAACCCGUUGCUGCAAGGAUGGGUGAUGUAUGUCUCGCUCACCUCGUUUCUCAUCUCCCUGAUGUUCCUAUUGUCCUACCUGUUUGGAUUGUACAAAAGAUACGAGUCCUGGAGAGUCCUGGACAGUCUGUACCACGGCACCACGGGCAUCCUGUACAUGAGUGCGGCCGUCCUGCAGGCACACGCCACCAUCGUUUCUGAGACGCAGGACCUGAAGAACUACUACAUCAACACGGCAGCCUCGUUCUUCGCCUUCAUCACUGCCCUGCUCUACAUCCUCCAUGCCUUCAGCAUCUACUACCACUGAAGAGGCGGGGAGCCGGGCCGCGGGGAGAAGCGCCCCAGCAACACCUGGAUGAUGGGCUCCGGAAAGUCGCUCUCAACAUUCACCAUGUGGAUGACAAACAGAAGAUCAGCAAGAACAUCAACAGGCUGGACAGACCAGCUUCUCAGACUGAGUGAUGAAAUCGCACUCUGGCAUCUCUGUUUGGACAUUUUUAAUUCAUUACGGCGAAUAUGAAAAAGCUUGGGGGCGGGUGUUAUUUUGCUUGUUUGUUUGGUUGGUUUGGUUUUUGCCUGGGAAAGUAACUGUCCCUUCCGACAGGGCACCUCACUCUUCUGGAAAACCGAUAUCCAAAGUCCUCACAGGUGAGAAUACCAGCUCUGCCACUGUCACACCUGUUUGGGGAUUCUGCCUCAGGAGUCAGGUUCCCCCAGAGCAGGUUUAAGGGGACACUCAUUCUUGUUCUGUUAAAAUCGAAAUGGUGCUGUCGAUGCCUUCAGAUCUGAAGAAGACCCACAGACCUUGUUCCUGAGGCAUGGUUCUGCCUUUGCUUUGAGCAGGGGUCCAAAUCCUCUCUCCCCUCCCCUGGGGGAGCUGACAGGGACGAGCCACACUGUCCCGCCCAUCCCACUGCCCCCUUCCCUUUCCUCCCCAGUUUUGGGAUCCAAGGAAAAUCUUCAUAAAAGCAACUUUGAGGGUAGAUUUGUGGGGAAAAUAAGUGACUGACUCUACAAAAUUGUUAUGCAGUAAGAACUUGGGGGGGGGGCGCUGCCUGCUUCUCCCCAAGUCGGGCCUGACAGAAAACCGCAAGGCUGCAGGAUGCUUGUGCCAGGCCUCCAGAAACCUGCUUCCUAAGGACUAGAAGCCACCUUUUCCCUCAGAAAAGACCAUCAAGGGAAUGAGGCAGGACGUUCCAGGCAAGGAUUCUUCUGUGGGCUUCUGUCCCACGACGUGGGACAUCUCAGGAAGCCAGAAAGGACCCCCGUCCCAGGGUCCGUGCUCUUCCACAUGCACCCACACCCCCUGCGUCCCCCUGAGUGGCGCCAGCUGUGUGGGGCCUCAUGGGGGGAAGGGCUCGCACACCCCGACAUGCAAAGGCGUCCGUGAUUUAGGGCCAUUCUCAAAGGAAAGGGCGGCGUUAUGCACACAGAAACAUAUAAUCGAGGUGCUUGAUUUCAAUUUUAGUAUAUGUGCUGCCGAAGCGAGCAUGAGGUGCUUGAUUUCAAAGUAAAUAUUUUUCAAAAGGAAGCUGCGCUCUCCGGCCUGUCUUCAUCUGUGCAGGGGUUCCAGCCCAGUCUUCCGUCUGAGCACCGGGCCUCCCGCCCCGGGUGAGCAGGGCACGGCCCCACGGCUGCACAUGUCUGCUCUGGUUUUGAAAUGGGAUGAAUUAUUACGGAAAGGGACUAGUCUUAGCUGAUUCUGGGCUUAUAGUUUGUUACCAAUUUUUUUUUUUUUUUGCUGCUCCUUGGGGGUGGGGGGCGGGUACAGGGAGCCACCAACAAGAAAAUUCUGGCUUAUUCUUGUUGACCACUCACUUCCUGACCACCGUGUUAUCUUGAAAAGCCACCAUUUAUCCCUCAUUUUAUUGCCUGGGAUGAUUACUGUUCAAUAUUUACCGAGUAGCCACAUCCAAAUAAAAGUUGUGUGUACAGUAAGAAGUA
Molecule: messenger RNA, 2493 nt
Organism: Mirounga angustirostris (Northern elephant seal)
Lineage: Eukaryota; Metazoa; Chordata; Mammalia; Carnivora; Phocidae
Product: MAL-like protein
Exons: 5
Coding region: 407-856 (149 amino acids)
Biological process (GO): myelination
Cellular component (GO): membrane
Molecular function (GO): structural constituent of myelin sheath
Source: RefSeq, a predicted model, not a curated record